Molecule: messenger RNA, 2953 nt
Organism: Cynoglossus semilaevis (tongue sole)
Lineage: Eukaryota; Metazoa; Chordata; Actinopteri; Pleuronectiformes; Cynoglossidae
Gene: usp5
Product: ubiquitin specific peptidase 5 (isopeptidase T)
Exons: 21
Coding region: 358-2904 (848 amino acids)
Biological process (GO): protein deubiquitination
Molecular function (GO): cysteine-type deubiquitinase activity; protein binding; zinc ion binding
Source: RefSeq, a predicted model, not a curated record
GAAGUUGUCCCGCCGGGCUGACGUAGCGUCCCACGCAGAACCUCAGACACUCGGCCUUCAGCUGCACCCAGUCCAGGGCCCAGAGGUCCCACAUGCCCCCCACCUCUGAGUCUGAUGAUACAACAGCAGGGGGCGGAAAUUACGGUACAGAGGCUCCGUCCGUCGCUGUGCGGAGCUCAGGAGUUCAAUCGGCCUGCGUUGAACACAAGGCACCGUCCCAUGAUUCAUUCAGUCGAUCACAGACACCAGUAGACGGACUCGACCACGGGAACUCCUCUGAGCCGGUGCACCAAGAGACUGCGGGCUGUACUGACGGUAGCAAGUGUCCCGCUGAAACGCAGGAUUUUCUAGGUAGCCAUGGCGGAUGUUGGUGAGGUUUUGAUGUCGGUUUUGUCUACAAUUCGGGUUCCAAAACCCGGAGACCGAGUCCACAAAGACGAAUGCGCCUUGUCAUUUGCCUCGCCGGAAAGUGAAGGAGGCCUGUACCUGUGUAUGAACAGUUUCCUGGGCUUUGGAAGCCAGUAUGUGGACAGACACAGUGCUAGGUCUGGUCAGAGGGCGUACCUGCACAUCACCAGGACCCGAAAGUCAAAGAAGGAAGAUGAUGCUAACUCUGCCUCUGGACACCCACCAAAGAAGAAGCCCACCAGGCUGGCCAUCGGGAUCGAAGGAGGCUUUGAUGUGGAGCAAGAACAGUAUGACGAGGAUAUAAAGGUGGUGAUUCUACCUGACCGACAGGAAGUGACGUCAGAGGACCUUAACAACAUGCCUGAUGUUGUGAAGGAGCGGGUGUCCCUGUCCAUGGCUGGUAUCAUGGCCGCCGACUCUGUGUCUCACACGUUACAAGUUCAACAGUGGGACGGAGAAGUGAGACAGGAGUCCAGACAUGCUGCUGAACUUAAACAGCUCGACAACGGGCUCAAGAUCCCACCAAGCGGUUGGCGCUGUGACGUUUGCGACCUCCAGGAGAACCUGUGGAUGAACCUGACAGAUGGCAAGGUGCUGUGUGGCCGCAGAUACUUCGAUGGCACUGGGGGCAACAACCACGCCCUUCUUCACUUCCAGGAGACGGGAUAUCCACUGGCCGUCAAACUGGGUACCAUCACUCCUGAUGGAGCAGAUGUGUUUUCCUACGACGAGGACGACAUGGUGCUGGAUUCCAAGUUACCGGAACAUUUGAGUCACUUUGGCAUCGACAUGAUGACCAUGGAGAAGACGGAGCGGACGAUGACAGAGCUGGAGAUCGCUGUGAACCAGCACGUGGGUGAGUGGGAGGUGAUCCAGGAGUCGGGGACCACCCUGCGUCCUCUGUACGGCCCUGGACUGACUGGUAUAAAGAACCUGGGCAACAGCUGCUACCUCAACUCUGUCAUGCAAGUGCUCUUCACUGUUCCGGACUUCCAGACCAAGUAUGUGUCCAACAUCGACAAAAUCAUUGACGAAGCUCCGAGUGACCCCACGCAGGACUUCAAGACUCAAGUAGCCAAGCUGGGCUACGGCCUCUUGUCAGGAGAAUACAGUAAACCAGCACCAGACCCUGGGGAAGAAAAUGAGUCGUCUGAGCCCAGGGGGGACCAAGUCGGUAUAGCACCUCGGAUGUUCAAAGCACUUGUUGGGCGGGGCCACCCGGAGUUCUCCACCAAUCGUCAGCAGGACGCUCAGGAGUUUUUAUUGCACUUCAUAAACAUGGUGGAGAGAAACUCUCGCUCUGGGCCCAACCCGUCUGAGGCCUUCAGGUUCCUGGUGGAGGAGAGGAUUGUGUGUCAGCAGUCACAAAAGGCCAAGUACACACAGCGGGUGGAUUACAUCAUUCAGCUGCCGGUGCCCAUGGACCAGGCCGUCAACACAGAGGAGCUUCAGGAGGCGGAGUGUCAGCGUGAGGAGGGCGGAGACUUCUCACCCCUGACCGUGCGUGCACAGAUCCCCUUCACAGCGUGCAUGGCAGCUCUCAGUGAACCCGAGGUCCUGACAGACUUCUGGAGCUCAGCCGUGCAGGCCAAGACUACUGCUACCAAAACAACACGCUUCGCCUCGUUCCCUGACCACCUGGUUAUACAGAUCAAGAAGUUUACCUUUGGCCUCGACUGGGUUCCUAAAAAACUGGACGUGAGCAUCGACGUUCCCGACACUUUGGACCUGAGUGCGUUACGUGCAACCGGACAGCAGCCGGGGGAGGAGCUCUUACCAGAGGUGGCCCCGCCCCCACUGGUGACCCCCGAUGUGGAGGUUAAAGGUAUCCUGGGUUUCCAUGGCAACGAGGAGGACGAUUCACUCUACUCCCCACUGCUGUCUCCGGUGCUGGACGACGCCACUGUCUCCCAGUUAUGUGAAAUGGGAUUCCCCAUGGAAGCCUGCAGGAAAGCAGUGUAUUACACUGGGAACACUGGAAGUGACUCUGCCAUGAACUGGAUCAUGAGUCACAUCGAUGAUCCAGAUUUCUCCGCCCCCCUGGUUAUGCCCGGCUGCAGCUCUGGCCCCGGGACCACGCCCACAGAGAGCAUUUCUGAGGAGCACCUGGCGACCAUCGUGUCCAUGGGCUUCAGCAGGGACCAGGCGACCAAAGCACUUCGGGCCACGAGUAACGUCCUGGACAGGGCAGUGGACUGGAUCUUCUCUCACCUGGAUGACCUGGAGUCCAUGGAUGUGUCUGAGGGAGGGCGCUCCGCUGCAGAGAGUGAGGGUCGAGAGCCGCCCCCUGGGCCACACGUCAGAGAUGGAGCGGGCAAGUAUGAGCUGAUUGCUUUCAUCAGUCACAUGGGGACGAGCACGAUGUGCGGCCACUACGUCUGUCACAUCAAAAAGGAUCAACAGUGGGUCAUCUUCAACGACCAGAAGGUCUGUGCUUCAGAGAAACCUCCCAAAGACCUGGGGUACCUCUACUUCUACAGGAGAGUGGCUCAAUGAGACAGACCAGUGUUUCUGUAUCAUUAUCUUUCGGUUUUUUUUUUUUCCC